Molecule: messenger RNA, 1392 nt
Organism: Colletotrichum paranaense
Lineage: Eukaryota; Fungi; Ascomycota; Sordariomycetes; Glomerellales; Glomerellaceae
Exons: 2
Coding region: 1-1392 (463 amino acids)
Source: RefSeq, a predicted model, not a curated record
AUGGAUAUUCCCUCGAUACCAGAUGACCCGAGUAGCCUCCCCUUGACGGGGACGUCGGCGUUCGUCGGAGAACCCCCCUCAACUCAGAAUGAUUAUUUCAUCGUCAAGGGUCUCUUCCGCAUGGCCGGAAUGACGACUGCCAACCCGAUGACGGGUUAUUCCCUCGUCGCCAAGCAACCUCCCGACUACUCCCACGAGACGAAGUUGCCCGGCGUUUUGGCAGGCCUCGUUUUCGUUAUCCUAGCUGUUGUUGCGCCCACAGUUGCAAGAGCAUGGCUUAGGUUGCGAAGAGGUUCGGUCAUGCAGUUCGGCUGGGACGACUGGACCAUCAUCGUCGCUGCUCUUGUAGCUCUCGUUUACCCAAUCGCGCAACUUCAUUCCCUCGCAAUCGGUGCAGCUUCCCUCCAUGUCUGGGAAGUCACUUACGAACAAUUCAACAACGGCGUCUUAUUGGCCAUGGUUUCCAAGACAGCAUUCUUCGCUGCCGUGGGUAUGAUUAAGCUCUCCAUAGCAACUUUCAUGCGAAGACUAGCGGACAGACUCCCGAGGUGGUGGCGAAUCGCAUGCGACAUUUUCAUCGGAUCGACUUUUGCAUACAUCUUACUCGCCAUCUUCCUAAACAUCUUUGCAUGCAGUCCGCCGGCAACGCAGUGGAACCUGGCAACCCGUGGAAGACGAGAGUCAGCUCCUUCGUGUAUCAACAUGGAAAGCCAGUCAAAGAUUCUGACCGGCUUUCAUGUGGCCCAGGGGCUCAUCUUGAUGACCGCGCCUGCGGUUAUACUGUGGAAAAUCAGGAUGGGAAUGACAAAGAAGAUUCGACUGUUCGCAAUCUGGAUGAUUGGUGGUUUAGCAGUUUUGAGUGGUUUACUGCAUCAGAUUCUCCCUACGCUCACUAAAGACUACACUUGGGACUAUACCGAAGCCCUGCUAUGGGCAUGCCUGGACUUGUCGUUAGGAGUUGUGACAGCUUCACUACCGGUAUUGGACAGCUUGAUGGAAGAGUACUGGAGAAGGGCGAAGACCACCAUGGUCAAAUCAUACGGCGGAAAUGCCUCAUCCCUAUCAAGAACCAGCGAAGAUAGCGCAUGGCCUUACACGAAGACUGCAGGCACAGACAAGAGUCGGAAACAUGCGGCGAGGUCUCCUAUCACCAACAUCACAAUCUCGAUGGAACGCUCAGAGUCUAGGGAGAGCAUCGUAAAGAGGGAGGAGUAUCACGAAACCAAGGUUGGCGCGAUCGAAAUGGGCAUCUUAUGCACUCAAGAGAUUGAAGUGCAUGUCUCUGAUGCGGAUGAUGUGGAAAAGGGCCGGGCGGAAAGUCGUGGACCAAGGUCACCAUCACCAUUUUACCACAAUAGGCCAGAGUGGCACGAUAACUCAUACAAGUUCUAA